AUGCUUAAAGUGAUGAACGCAUCCUUAUUCGCUUUGGUCUUGAUAUCUGCAGGCGUUGCCGUGCAUGCGGCUGUCCCUUAUCUUAAACCCAAAGGACCUAUGCCUGAUACUGCUGAACUUGCAGAAUCCGCUCUGGCCCCAUUUAUGGCAUUCGACGGCGGAUAUCUCUAUACUGCUGAGGGGCACCAAGACAUCCCAUCUGUAUGUGGGGCAGAGGCUCAUGCAGCGUCUCGCCUUAUGUUCCCUGUCACACUCAAAGACCUCGAUCGACUUUAUGGAACAUUGUCUACGCAGUAUUUGAAUCAAUCCUCCACCGCAUCCCAGGCCAAACUGGACAUGGUGGAAGGGUGUUUUCUCCGUUCCGACGGGGAAGAUGUGCCAUGCGUAGCGUGGUUACACUCUAAUCCAGAACAGUGCCGCAUGAAUAUAAAGGAUUCUACAGCUUAUUGGGCUUCUUGUGACCGCUCUUCAUUGUUUUCAUUCUCUGAAAAAGUGUUUGGAGGAGGGGCUGACUUGUUUGUGAAGAAUGUGCUUUGGGUUCGUGGGUUGCGUGAGCGGCUCCGGCGAUCCAUCAGGCUAACACAAGAAUCUGCUGUGGCUGGGAAAAGGCUUUGGAAUAUUGUGUCGGCUGGAUGGGAAAAGAAUGCCAUUCCGGAAGAUCAACAGGCCUUUCGCGAGGCUGUCAGUGCGAGGGGGGCGAAAAUUGUUACCAAGGCCUACGCCGAUGUUAUGGAUAAAUGGACUCUUAUAAAGAAGUGGAUAAAACCCUCGGUGGGAGAAGUUGAAGGUGAUGCAGAUGCCUUUGCAACGGAAAAUGGAGGGCCUCUUUUAUCGUCUCAAGCAGAUUGUAACCCUUCCAUUUUCAUGGAUGAAUGGUUAAAUUAUUUUGAUCAGAUCUUAUUUGGGUAUCGCAUUGCCACUGGAGUUGAACAGGAGGUUGAUUCACUUUUUAAGGGCUUCAAAGUAUUUUUCAAUAAAACGGUGAAAAAUGUCAAUCGUCUGGGUCGUCUGCCGUGUGUAGCGACCUCCUUCGCCGUGGCAAAGAUGCUUUUUGAAGAUUUCCCAGUUCGUCUGGCGUACUGGAAUAUGAUGAAUGAAACAGAGUCCGGUGAUAUACUUUGGCCACUACGAAGUUUCGCGAUGUUGGGCGAUUCGAAUGAAACGGUCAUGCGAAAUCGCGAUUACCUGCUAAAAUUUUUGGAAGUGGCGUUGGGGUACUUAUCAAAAAAGCCUCAUGUGGAUAAUAUUUUCGACGGCAACGUUCCUUUGGCGGAGUGUGUCACACGAGCCAUACUGCGUGCCCCUGGCCCAGACGGUAGUCCAGCCCCGAGUUCUCUGUAUGAGUGCUUUUCCUUUCUGCGUAAUUCCUCGCAACACACAUUUCGUAACGGUGUUGCUCAGAGCGCGGCAGACACUGUGAUUGGCUUGGGGAAAGAUGUGAAAUUACCGGUGCCACCCUGUCCUUGGGGUUUUACCCGCCCAAGCGGCAAUAUGUGGAAUGCUCAGGAGGCAUGUGUUAUGUGUCCACCGGGAUCAUUUGAUGAUGCAAAUGGUGGCUGUCGUUGUAGUACCGACUCAGUUCCCAGUGAAAACGGCUGCAAGGCGCGAGAAGACAAGGUCGCGGUCAUACCUACGUGGACGUGGGCGGUAGACCCAUCGGAGGUCUACGUCACCAAUGAUGGCGGAGAGAAUCAGGAACCCUUUCUUGUGGUGAGCCCUGCAAACAACUCUAAGGAGGAUGACAGGGUGGUCGUGGAAAUUCAUUGCUCCAAGGGACUGACACGCUUUGAUACAGAAAUGUUGAUGCCCCACAACAGCACCUCCGCCUCGGUGCAGCGUGUGAGUGUCCCCCUACAAAACUCCAUGACUGUUGUAUCAACAUCAACAAUUUUCCUAACUCUGAGAGAGUCAGCGGCGUUCGGUGGUGAGCAGUGUGAUUUUUAUGUCCAGGUGAAGUCUUCCACGUCUCGAGACUCUCCGGUGGUCCAUGCCGGAAGCGUUUUUAUUUUGCCGUCCAUUUCGGAACUUGAUAUUCAUGCCGACACCCACACUAACCCUGUAACCUCAUCAUCCUCCUCAGAGUCAGAGACGAGUUUCGCCUUGUGUAACAUGGUACCCAAGAGUAACACAGGAUCUGCGACCGUCUCAGUUUGCGUGACAUCCAGUGGAAAGUUGGCACUUUUGCUCGACACGCAAGCGUACUCGCCUCUCACCGUGAAUGCGUUUGGUAUUCUUAAACAAAAGAUUUGGGCUGAUAGAACACAAGCUGCCGCUCUCGGUCGUGGGAUGCAGCCCAUGUGGGAUCGCAUGUGUCUUGCCAUUCGAAUCAAUGUUGAACAACGGAAAGGGCUACGUGCAUUGAAGGAGGUUUUCAGUGGACAUUUUCCUCUUGCUAGAAAUAUACGUGAACGAAUUUUGCUCCCAGAUACUGCCGAGCGUGGAAUUGUAGAAAUUCAGAUCGUGGACCGCUGCACAGCCCCUGCCUAUUUACACGAUACCGCUUGUCUAAACGCAAGGCUCGCCUUUUCUUCAGGUGCGAUACACAAGGUGGCAUUUGAGUUACCGAUCAACAGUACCACCACAAAACCAGAGGUGUCCGUAAAUGGAGAAGAGCAAGGCCUCCCACGGUCCCCAGCCCCUUGGUGGAGGCUGCCACUUAUCGUGAGUAGCGCCGUUGUUGCCACACUGCUUAUAUUAGUGAGAACGCUCCUGUUGGUCUACAGGUUUUCUGCCCCUCACAGAUCUCAACGUGAGGAAGCGGAGAUGAAUGAAAUUUGUCCCGGCGACGAGCCCCAUGAAACAGAAGUACCCGUCAAGGAGGAGAAUAAGCCCUCGUUGUCGUUGCUGCAGCUGUCGGUGGUGUCUACGAGAUGUUCAACUGAAGAUUAUGCGGCGUCUGGUUAA
Messenger RNA from Trypanosoma rangeli, 2904 nucleotides. RefSeq lists its product as uncharacterized. The record is from RefSeq and is a predicted model, not a curated record. NCBI's taxonomy places the organism in Eukaryota, Euglenozoa, Kinetoplastea, Trypanosomatida, Trypanosomatidae. The transcript has a single exon. The coding region runs from base 1 to 2904 and encodes 967 amino acids.